UAGCUACCUAAUUUAACCCUGCAGCAGAGAAUUGGCUAAAUGCACUCAUCUCGCACUCUGUCUCACCAGAUGUCCUGCUGGGGUUUGCCUUUGGGCUCCGGGGUGUGUACACAGUACAGGUACUCAUUUAGCGUAGCGUAAGCUCUAUAACUGGUCUGCAUGAAAACUCCGUCAUCAUAUCAAUUGGCUUCAACUGGUGUGUAAACAAUCAAAACGGAACUUUGCCGAGAUGGAGUUCUUGUGUUGCCGGAGCUAACAUACGAUGUGAGUGUUUGGAAGAAUGAGGGACGUGUAUGAAGUGUAGAAUGCGGGAAGACCUAUCACUUUCACGAUUCCGGAGUUGAAGAAAUGGACAUUAACACGAGAAUGGAUGUAUUUGUGAGGAGUUGUUUUACCGGACUCUCGUUUUCGGUAUGAAGUUACAAGCCAUGGCUGACCGAUGCAUCCGAAUCCUCAAUCCGAAAGUUGUUUAUCAAGUCGGCUCCCCAACGCAGAUUUCAUUCAUUAUUCAGUUCUUUUUCAUCAACAUCACUCUCUACUCUUCUCUCUUAACCAAUAUCUCCUUCGCCCUAUUCAAAGCCUCCUUAGUUGUCGUUUAGAUCAUAAUGGCCCAUCUCACCCCAGAGCAUAUCUUGCACCUUUACGAUACCUUCGGAGAGCUCAGGGUGCUCGACGAUAUCAUCCGUCAUCGUUCAAAAGACAAUCCUCCUGCUCCUAUCUUGGGUUAUCCCAGAGUUGAAGAUAACCCAAGCGAUUAUGAAACCUUCACUGGUCAGCAGCUUGAUUCAUUUGUCGAUGCUGCCUGCAAGUACUUCAUUAAGAAUGGCUUGGAGCCCGUAAGUUAAUAGAAUAUACCUUCGAGAGUCAUUCGAACACAACUGACUUAUAAUCAGGGUGGAAAAAGAGUCAUUGGUCUCUAUUCUCCGUCCAAUGUAGACUUUGCCGUCACCUUCUUCGCCCUUAGCCGUCUGGGCUACACUGUCCUUUGCCUUUCCCUUCGCAUAGCACCCAUAGCUAUCAUCAACCUCCUCAAACAAACAAAAUGCGAGGUCAUAAUCCGUGGUGAUACCCCUCAAAUCGCUGCCACUUGUGAUGCCGUCGCACAAGAGGCUACUUUAAGAUCUAUCGUUAUUCCCAUGCGUGCUCAGUAUGGAAUACCACGCCCAGCAAACGAGCAGCCAUUUACAAGAGCAUUUGAUCGUGAAGUUGAGACCAAUGAGAUCGCUAUUGUCAUGCACAGUUCCGGAUCCACUGGUCUACCUAAACCAGUCUUUCUUACACACAAGAAUGUCUUGACUCAUCCAGUGCAAGGUGCUGGAAUGCACAACUUUGGCGCACUUCCAUUAUAUCACAUGUACGGUCUCUCAACAACACUACAAGCUAUGUACAUGGCAAAGAAGGCAAACUUGCCUAGUGCUACUCUGCCAAUGACAGCAGAUAACCUUAUGCUUGCCAUUGAAGCGACACAACCUGAGGUUUUCCACGCUGUGCCAUAUGCUUUGGGACUCUUAACCGAGCACCCAAGAGGUAUGCCAUAUCUUAAGCAAGCCAAAAUUGUCACUGCUGCUGGUGCUCGUACUCCAGAUGAGCUUGGCAAUCUAUUAGCCUCAGAGAAGGUCAAUAUUGGUGUCGUGUUUGGAACGUGAGCUUUCCUCUUCCCUUCAACUUUAAGUCAUGUAAACUAAUCCAAGGUAGUACUGAAGCAGGUCUUCUCGGUGAUACUAUGCGCCGUGCCGAGGGUGAUGAUUCAUGGAAUUAUGUGCGAAUCUACUCGAACAUUAGAAGUUCUAUCUACAUGGACCCCAUAGGAGACAACCAAUUUGAGUGUGUCUACCUUAAAAGUCAUCCAGGGUUGUCUGUCUCAAACUCAGAUGACCCCGCACCUGGUUCAUGGCGCUCAAAGGACGUUUUCGAGCCCCACCCAACCAUUCCCGAUACUUGGAAAUAUGUGACUCGUCUUGAUGAUCGUGUCACCUUGAGCAAUGGAGAGAAAGUUCUUCCACUUCCAAUUGAAGGUCGUCUUCGUCAAGAAGAAAUCAUUCGUGAAGCUGCCGUCUUUGGUGUAGACAGAGCUAUUCCAGGUGUCUUGAUCUUCAGAGCUUCCGAUGAGUUACCAGAUGACGAAUAUCUCGAGGCCAUCUGGCCAGCUAUUGUUGACGCCAACUCGCGUGCUGAGGGCUUCUCUCAGAUUACGAAGGAGAUGGUUGGUCUCGUACCAUCAGAUGUCGAAUACCCUAGAACGGAUAAGGGAAGCAUUAUUCGCGCACAAAUCUAUAGGAAAUUCGCAGACAAGAUUGAUGAAUUAUAUGACAGUCUUGAUGGUGACGCCGAGGGAACUCUAAAACUUGAUCUCGCUGGCAUUGAAACUUUCUUGACCGAGACUUACGAAGACAUAACUGGUCACUCUCUUGAAUCCGUCGAUACUGAUUUCUUCAAUGCCGAUAUUGACAGUCUGAGGGCCAUCCAAAUGAGACGCAUCAUCCAAAAGACUCUCGACCUUAAUGGCCAACAAUUGAGCAGCAACGUUGUUUACGAACAUGGAACUGUCAGGGCUCUGGCACAAUACUUAUUCUCUCUCAGCUCCGGUGAAAGCGAGCAAAAUAAAGACAACGUUCCACUGAUGGAAUCAUUGAUUCAGAAGUACUCGACAUUCGGAGAAGUUGUGGUAUGUCAAUUUUUUUUACCUUUUUGAUUUCAAAAUACUUACAUAAAAAUAGAUCCUGACUGGUGCUACUGGUUCCUUGGGGGCUCACGCUUUAUACCAGAUGGUCAACAGCCCCAACUUCAGAAAGGUAUACUGUCUUGUUAGAGGAGAAAAUCCUAUGGACAGAGUGAUGAAGUCUAUUAAAGAUCGAGGAUUGUCUCUCACUCCAGCCGCAAAGUCCAAGGUUGUCGCAUUCACUGCUGACCUUGCCCUCACUGAUCUUGGUCUCGGGAAAGCGAUGAUUGAGCAAUUCAAGACUGAGGUCUCUCUCAUUAUUCACUUAGCUUGGUCUGUCAACUUCAUCAUUGGUCUACAAAGUUUUGAACCUCAUCUUGCUGGGUUAAAGAACCUCUUGGAUCUGUCCCUUGCCGUCUACCGUUCAGAGCCAGCUCGUCUAUUCUACGCUUCCUCUAUAUCUACCGCUGAAAACACACCAGCACCGGCUCUUAUCCCGGAUGCGCCAAUUGAAGACUUCCACAACGCAUUGAAUAUGGGUUAUGCUCAAUCUAAAUUGGUUGGCGAAUACAUGGUAUUGAAUGCUGCUCGCGGAGGAGCACGAGCCUACGCUCUCCGUAUCGGACAGAUUGUUGGAGAUAGAGAUAAUGGCUUUUGGAAUGAAGCUGAAUUUGUGCCCUCCAUGAUCAGAUCCGCACUCUCCAUGAAAGCUCUCCCAAUAUUCCACGAGAACUGCUCUUGGAUCCCAGUCGACACCCUCGCCACUGCUAUCCUCGAGAUUGACGAGAAACUUAAGGCUCUUCCCCGACCAUGCGCUAUUGACAGCACUAACCCUCCUAUUGUUUACAACAUGGUUAACCCUGCCACUUUCACCUGGGAAGCACUUCUCGGCGAACUUUCCACUGCCGGUCUCGAUUUCGAGGCUAUUCCUUUCGGAAAUUGGUUACAAAAGCUUAGAGAGUCAGCUGCUAAUGGCCAAGAAGAACAAAAUCCAGCUGUCAAACUCUUGGAUCAUUUCGAACAGCGAUACCUUCAAAGUAACAACGGCCAUGGCUACAGUGGUGCAGAAGAUAGUGCAAGCUCAAGCGGCACUAGCAGUCCUCGAAGCAGUGCCUCGGGUACUUCAACACCAACCAGCAAGGGAACAAGUGUCAGCGAUUAUGAAAUCGUCGGAGUCACAUUUGACACUAAGGCUAUAUUGAGGGAUAGUAAGGUUUUGCAAAGCCCACCUGAUAUUAUUCAGGAUGGCUAUGUAAAGCAAUUUUUGAGCCAAUGGUUGAAGAAGUGGGUUAAAUGAUUGAAACCUUGAGGAUGAUGGGAUAUGAUUUGAUGAGUUUGAGGCACAGUAGAGUCUCUACGCGACCACGGCUUGGUUUUUUCUUUUUGCACCGGGAGGCGCAAAUUUGUUCCAUAUAACGAAACUUUUCUUUUCAUUAUGGAGUUUUGGGAAGCUUUUGCAUCUAUUUUUGUAAUCAAGUCUUUUUUAACUCACUAGUUUCAUG
This is a messenger RNA of Sclerotinia trifoliorum, 4161 nucleotides long. Lineage: Eukaryota; Fungi; Ascomycota; Leotiomycetes; Helotiales; Sclerotiniaceae. The record is from the annotation of a GenBank genome assembly.